GCUCUUAUUCGCCUGCUAGUACAAAUUAUGUCUUUACGGAGCUGCAGUUUCGCCUAGACAGUAUGAGCGUGGAUGAAUGGGCUACGCACAACCGUUGCGACGCCCUCAAGUGGUGGUCCAAGUGCUUUCUGGUGGGCAUCGAAAACAUUUACGUUGCUAAUGUUAACCGCGACACCAUCGCGCACACCAUUAACAAGCUAUCUGUGCGGCAACUUUGGAAGGAUUGCGAAAAGCCUGGUCACCGAAUCUCUGUGUCAAUUUCCUGCUGCGGCUGGUGGACCAGAUUCGCGGCUUUAUGUCGGUAGUCGACUGCCCCAAAACCGUGUAUCUGAUGAAGUUUGAUGCUAGCCAGGGGGAGAUCUCGUACACUUCGUAUCUUGGCAGGAAUCAGUAUACCUUCAUUCCCGAUUGGUUUCGCAUCAUGUUGGACGAGCGCAUGGAGGACCUAACCCACACAACACUUCAUAAGAAUUAAAGAAAAUAAUUUUUCAUUUCAUUGUUGAGUAGAUAAAUGAAGUUUUAAGUUUA
Drosophila miranda is the source of this 528-nucleotide messenger RNA. RefSeq names its product protein cutoff-like. Bases 63 to 305 code for a protein of 80 amino acids. The record is from RefSeq and is a predicted model, not a curated record. The transcript has 2 exons. Lineage: Eukaryota; Metazoa; Arthropoda; Insecta; Diptera; Drosophilidae.